Molecule: messenger RNA, 870 nt
Organism: Aspergillus aculeatinus CBS 121060
Lineage: Eukaryota; Fungi; Ascomycota; Eurotiomycetes; Eurotiales; Aspergillaceae
Product: DNA-directed RNA polymerase I subunit RPA34
Exons: 2
Coding region: 1-870 (289 amino acids)
Biological process (GO): transcription by RNA polymerase I
Source: RefSeq, a predicted model, not a curated record
AUGGACUCAUCUUCAGCUGAGUCCGCGACCAGUUCGGCGGGCGAGUCGAGCAGCGAGAGCGGAAGCGAUAGCGAGAGCGAAAGCACAGCAACCUCUACCAAGCCUUCGGCCCACGCCCCUCAACCAUACAAGGCACCCCCCGGAUUCAAGUCGGUGAAACAGCAGAGUGCCCCGAAGAGCAACGUCUCGUCGCUCCUGUCCGACCUGCGCGGCAAGCAGGUUUACCACAUCACCGCGCCGGACUACCUCCCCCUCUCGAAAGUCGAAGAAGUCUCGUUGGCCAAGAUCAUGCAAGGCAAGCCGGUCUUGAAAUACAAGGGCGUACAAUACGGCAUCCCGGUGGAGAGCAUCAAGCAGCCCGGCGUGGGCGGAGAGACCCUCCAGCUUUACGACCAAAAGACCAAGACCUACUACAGCACGGCCGCCAGCAACAUCCCGAGCUACCACAUCCAAGAGCUGGUGGACCUGCCCCGCGAAUCGGAGGCGGAUAUUCUCGCAGCCGUUAAGGAGCAGGUCAAGCCUCCGCGCAAGCAGCCGAAGAACCUGAAGAUGCGCUUUCACCCCGUCGGCAGCGGACAGCUGCCCCCCGAGACGAUCGGGUCCAGCUCCGAGGAAUCCGAAGGAGAAGAAGAGCCCACAUUCAAAGUCCCCAAGUCGGCGGAGAAGGAGCGGGAAGAACGGAAGCGCAAGCACCACCCUACGGAGGAAGAAGGAGCGCCUAGUAGCGAGGUAUCCCGCAAGAAGUCCAAGAAGCACACAUCGUCCCAGGAAGCGGAGCCGGUAGAGGCCGAUGAGGACAAGAAGAGCAAGAAGAAGUCGAGUAAGAGCCGAGACGAGAAGAAGCGGAAGAAAGCGGACAAGGCGGCUUGA